Halichondria panicea is the source of this 883-nucleotide messenger RNA. Its product is annotated as palmitoyltransferase ZDHHC12-like. The record is from RefSeq and is a predicted model, not a curated record. The transcript has 4 exons. Bases 52 to 789 code for a protein of 245 amino acids. NCBI's taxonomy places the organism in Eukaryota, Metazoa, Porifera, Demospongiae, Suberitida, Halichondriidae. Gene Ontology annotation, biological process: protein targeting to membrane; peptidyl-L-cysteine S-palmitoylation. Gene Ontology annotation, molecular function: protein-cysteine S-palmitoyltransferase activity. Gene Ontology annotation, cellular component: Golgi apparatus; endoplasmic reticulum.
GCGGGGCAGCUGACUAAAACAACACAAGAAGGUAACGAGAAGGUAAAGAGAAUGAAGCUCUUGUCUGCUGAUAAUGCUGUCAGAUGUUUCCACUUCUUCCUUACUAUUGGAAUAUUUCUGCUCUUACUGGAAAGCCCUUCAGACCUCCAUGAUGCGUGGAUACACAAGAGCGCUUAUUUCUUCAUUUGUACAACUUUAGUGACUCUCUCACUGUUUAUCUACUUGCUGGCUAGUCUGGUCAAUCCUGGCUACCUAACUCAGAGCCCAGAAUCAUCCGUGGACCUGCAAUCAUCCCCUGGCUACUGUAAAGUGUGCCAUCAUCUUAAGCCUCUUCGCUCCAAACAUUGCUACUCUUGUGGUCAUUGUGUGCGCAAGUUUGACCACCACUGUCCAUGGCUGGGUAACUGUGUGGGUGAGAGAAAUCAUCGACUCUUCCUAUUGUUCCUACUCCUUGAGGCCCCCCUCACAUGCUGGGGGGCAGUCAUUGCAUGGAGUGGUCUGAGCUUCUCUGACAGCCCUCCUCUGCUGGUGUGGGCCACGUCCAUCCUUCCUCUCCUGUUAUCAUUGAUACUUUUGUGUGGAGGAGCAGUCACUACCUCUCUGUUAGCAUUCUAUCAUACUUAUCUCAUGCUUACAGGACAGACCACGUGGGAACAAGCUUCUGGAACACAUUAUCUCCAUGCAUUUGACCAGGGAUGCCCACGCAAUCUCACCUCUUUCGUGUGUGCUUGGAGCAAUUGGGAACAACUUUAUGAUCAGAAAACUAACAAUCAAAACUCUGUCUGCUAGAAUACAAAUCAGCACUACGUGUCUUUCUUUUUUAUCACAUUCAUUUAUUCAUACCACAAAUUAUCACAAAGUACAAAUUGACAGCAAAAAAGUA